Molecule: messenger RNA, 3567 nt
Organism: Synchiropus splendidus (mandarinfish)
Lineage: Eukaryota; Metazoa; Chordata; Actinopteri; Syngnathiformes; Callionymidae
Product: sushi domain-containing protein 2-like
Exons: 15
Coding region: 433-2937 (834 amino acids)
Source: RefSeq, a predicted model, not a curated record
UAAAUAUGAGGAUGAAGUAAAUUAUUCUGGCAUUUUUUUGUGUAUGCAUUUGUAUUCGCUUUCUAUUGCUGCUUCUUUUCAUUGCUUUGAUAUGCUAAUUUACUGACGCCAGUGAGACUAUUGUGUGUUUCAGUCACACAAAAGUGAACGGUCCAUCUGAAGCCUUCCAACUCUGUGAUGAAUAAUCGCUGGUGAGGCCCAGCGUGAAACAGGGGAUCCGAAAUCGUGGCUAUUUAAACAGCCACUGUGUACCCACGGUCCUCCACUGCUGCACUUGGAUGUUGACCCCAUCUGGGUUUCAACAGCUAAUGAUUUUGUGCUAUAAAAUCUCCUGGUAUAUGAUUGAUAGAAAGUAAUCAACCGGCCAGAGUUGGAAAAUGCUGAGUGUGAGAGCUGAGGAGCUGCAGUUCUCUGACACUUCAGACCAUCAACAUGGACGGAACUCGAGCGCUGAUACUUCUGUUCUUUGUGUCGUUUAUUGGCAGGGCGUCGGGGAAUACGUGUGAGAGAAACUGUGGGAAGGUAUUAGACGUGUGUUCGUGCCACCCGACAUGCGUGUCACUGAAGAGGUGCUGCUCCGACCUUAAAGAAUACUGCAUUGAUGUAUCGCCAUACUCCGGUUCUAUUUUGGGAGGAACAGAUAUUAUCGUUGAAAAUGCAAGGUUCGAUAAAGGUUCCCAGGUAGUAUGCAGGUUUAACAAUCACACUGACACGAUGGGGUAUGUGGAUGAAGCCAGUAGGGGGCACUGCAUUUCCCCCUUGUUGUACGAAACGGGAUGGAUUUCUUUGCAAGUGUCCUCAGAUAACGGAACAACCUUCAACAGGGAUGGGACGUGGCUGUCAGUGCAUACGGGCAAGUUAGACUCCAAAUUCAAGGCUGUUUUGGUGAACUCCACAAAGUGGCAGUACUAUGGCACUCCAAAUGUUGGUGGAAGUCUGGAGAUGACGUGGAGCACGGCUUUGGUCAAAGCAGACAGAGUAAAUGUUGAGCUGUGGGGCUACAGAGAGACUGGUCAGCCAUACUCUGAUCAAUGGGAAGGAAAGUGGGAGUAUCUAUAUUCUCUGGCCAAAGAUCAACCCAACACAGGGUCCUUCAGCUUUUUACCCAAACCUGCGCCCAGUUUCAAAGACUGGGAACUGGGCUCAGUGCGUGUCAGCCCCAGCGGCAACAUGGAUGGUAUCUGGAAUGUCCAGGCAGCAUGGACAGAAGACCAUGCUCUCGCCUGGCAUCUGGAGGAGAGGUUCCGAAACAAUUCUGCAGUGUGGGCCAUGGAGAAAUGUUUGACCUGGGACACUCUGGAGAGACAGCUGCCAAAUUUCCUGGACGAGAUCAUCGACUGUCCAUGCACUUUGGCACAGGCCCGGGCAGACACAGGAAGGUUCCAUACGGACUAUGGCUGUGAUAUGGAGAAGGGCAGUGUCUGUACCUACCACCCAGGAAGUGUUCACUGUGUGAGAGCCAUACAAGCCAGUCCAUCUUACGGUGCUGGACAGCAGUGUUGCUACGACAGCACUGGCGCUCAGAUCCUGACUGGAGACUCCAUUGGGGGCAGCACUCCAGACAGGGGACAUGAUUGGGGUUCCCCUCCCUACAAGAGACCACCACGAAUCCCAGGAGAGUCUCAUUGGGUGUAUGACGUUCUCAGCUUCUACUACUGCUGCCUCUGGUCCGACAAUUGCAGCUACUACUUCACGCACCGUCCGUCCAGCGACUGCAGGCGGUACCAGUCUCCAAGCUCAGGUCUGACCGUCCCCUUUUCAUGUACGAUUCAAAGUUUGCCUAAAGUCUUUUUGCUGUUUGGAUCAGCUGUGGUUUUUGGAGAUCCUCACUUCAUCACCUUUGACGGUGUCAGCUACUCUUUCAACGGCAAAGGAGAAUACACUUUAGUGAGCGCGACGCAGCAGCAACUGUUUAUCCAGGCUCGAACGGAGCCUGUGAGCGGGUCGAUAAAUGCCACCAAGUUAUCAUCCGUAGCCAUGAAAGAAGCCUCCUCUGACGUCAUCGAGGUUCGGUUAACCAGCAGUCAGGUUGGACUUGAAGUUCUGAGGAAUCAGAAAAGUCUUUCCUUUGCGGAGCAGCAAUGGAUGGACAUGCAUGGUGUGUUUGUGUUCUCUCCGACAUCAUCCAAUGUGACCGUCAUGUUCCCGUCGGGAGCUGGAGUGGAGUUACGACUGAGAGAGGGGACCAUGACGACCACUGUGCUCCUGCCAGAGGAAUUUAAGGGCACCACCCGAGGACUGCUAGGGAACAUGAACGGAGUGGCUGAGGACGAUCUGCUUUUGAGUAACGGCGAGCUUGUGACCAAUCUAAGCAAUCCAGAGGCCCUAUUCAACUUUGGAAAAGGCUGGGCCAUAUCUAAUGAAUCUGCCUUGUUCACGUAUGAUACCGAAUAUUUAUUGGACACAUACUAUCACUCACCCAGACAUGAUCCUUCUUUCAUCCCGGAGUUCUUUGCCACGGACAGCCCUGAUGAUCCACUGGUCAACCAGGUAGCCGACAUUUGCUCCGGAGAGGGCUAUCAGUUCUGCAAGUAUGACAUUCUGGUUGGUCGGAGUCCAAAACUAGGCAACGCAACAAGGGUGUCCUUUCAGAGUCACAGCUCUCUUGUGCGCGACCUGAAGCCCGUGGCGGCGUGCGGUUGGCUUUCACCACCAACAAACGGGAAGAAACAAGGGACAACUUACGUACAAGGAGCUAAAGUUACAUUUUCCUGCAAUAACGGCUACACACUCAGCGGAGCUGCAGAGCGGGUUUGUCUGAUGAGCGGCCAGUGGUCCGGCGAAGAGACCUCAUGCACCGAACCCAACAACAUCCCAGGAAUCAUAGCUGGCACAGUCAUUGGAGCUGCGGCGCUGAUUUUACUCAUAACAAUGCUCAUCCUUCACUCCAAAAAGAACAAGAACAGAUCAGGGCACUCUGACAUCAGCGCCUUCUAGACACAAGUCUACAUCGCUGUCAAGAGACUACGGAUUUUGUACUUCUUAACUUAUCCACGUGUCAAUCAAAGAACGCAAAACUUUGUAAAACCUCUUAAGUCAUCUUUCCACUUUCAGGAGAAUGUUGGUGAUUCAUGAGGACAAAUCAGAGGACCAUGUUUUCCUCCCCUACACUCCUCUAUUGUGAACACAGUUAAUAUUAUUGUGUUGUGUUGAGGCAGUCAUCUGUCGAGCUCUUGGCUCUUUAUUCAUUGCAUUGAAAACAUUUGCAUUCAAUCUCACCAUUGAUUUAACUUUUGUUUACUCAGCAGCGUGUGCUAACCAUGAGCGUGUCAUUUGAUGUUUUAAAUAUGUUGCUGUGGCCUUAUUUAUUUGGAUUUCGACAGUAUGUUUUUACACAACCUGUCUUGGUCAUUGUGCUUAUGCUGUCACAAUCUGUAACCCACUCCGGGAAUUCCAACACUCAACAAUCAGACUGAGCCUCUGACUGAUGUGAAGUGUUUGGCCUGACACUUGCUUUCCUUCUUGUUUGAUUCAUGUGUUUCUGAACAAUUUUAUUACAAUUUAUUUUUGGGCCUUUGUGUCUCACCUCUCUCUGUUAUUGCGGCUGAACAAUGUAAUUAAACUAGG